AUGGCGCGCGAGCAGCUGGAGGUGCUCACGGCGCUGGACGCCGCCAAGACGCAGUGGUACCACUUCACGGCCAUCGUCAUCGCCGGCAUGGGCUUCUUCACCGACGCCUACGACCUCUUCUGCAUCUCCCUCGUCACCAAGCUGCUCGGCCGCAUCUACUACUACCGGGAAGGGGCGGACGCGCCCGGCUCGCUGCCGCCCAACGUCGCCGCCGCCGUCAACGGCGUCGCCUUCUGCGGCACGCUCUCCGGCCAGCUCUUCUUCGGCUGGCUCGGCGACCGCAUGGGCCGCAAGCGCGUCUACGGCAUGACGCUCAUGUGCAUGGUGCUCUGCUCCAUCGCCUCGGGCCUCUCCUUCGGGUCCACCCCCGGCUCCGUCAUGGCCACGCUGUGCUUCUUCCGCUUCUGGCUUGGGUUCGGCAUCGGCGGCGACUACCCGCUCUCCGCCACCAUCAUGUCCGAGUACGCCAACAAGAAGACGAGGGGCGCCUUCAUCGCCGCCGUGUUUGCGAUGCAGGGCUUCGGCAUCCUCACCGGCGGCGUCGUCACGCUCAUCGUCUCCGCCGCCUUCCGCGCCGCCUUCCCCACCCAGGCCUACCAGGACGCCCCCCUCGCCUCCACGCCGGCGCAGGCCGACUUCGUGUGGCGCUUCAUCCUCAUGUUCGGCGCCGUCCCGGCCCUCAUGACCUACUACUGGCGGAUGAAGAUGCCCGAGACGGCGCGCUACACGGCGCUCGUCGCCAAGAACGCCAAGCAGGCGGCCGCGGACAUGUCCAAGGUGCUCCAGGUGGACAUCGGCGCCGAGGAAGAGGACCCCAAGGCGAACGACGGCGUUGGAGCCGCCGACGACCGCAACUCGUUCGGGCUCUUCUCCGGCGAGUUCCUGCGCCGGCACGGGCUGCACCUCCUCGGCACGGCCACCUGCUGGUUCCUCCUCGACAUCGCCUUCUACUCGCAGAACCUGUUCCAGAAGGACAUCUUCACGGCGAUCAACUGGAUCCCCAAGGCCAAGACGAUGAGCGCCCUCGAGGAGGUGCACCGCAUCGCGCGCGCGCAGACGCUCAUCGCGCUCUGCGGCACGGUGCCGGGCUACUGGUUCACGGUGGCGCUGAUCGACCGGAUCGGGCGGUUCUGGAUCCAGCUCGGCGGCUUCUUCUUCAUGGCCGUGUUCAUGCUGGGGCUCGCCUUCCCGUACCACCACUGGACGACGCCGGGGAACCACAUCGGGUUCGUGGUGCUGUACGCGCUCACCUUCUUCUUCGCCAACUUCGGGCCCAACUCCACCACCUUCAUCGUGCCAGCGGAGAUCUUCCCGGCGAGGCUCCGGUCGACGUGCCACGGCAUCUCGGCGGCGGCGGGGAAGCUGGGGGCCAUCGUGGGGUCGUUCGGGUUCCUGUACCUGGCGCAGAACAAGGACCCGGCCAAGGUGGACCACGGGUACAAGGCCGGCAUCGGGGUGCGGAACUCGCUCUUCAUCCUCGCCGCCUGCAACUUCCUCGGCAUGGGCUUCACCUUCUGCGCGCCCGAGUCCAACGGCAUCUCGCUCGAGGAGCUCUCAGGCGAGAACGACGACGGCGAGGCGGCCGCGCCGGCGCACGCCAGGACGGUGCCCGUGUGA
Molecule: messenger RNA, 1617 nt
Organism: Triticum turgidum subsp. durum (durum wheat)
Lineage: Eukaryota; Viridiplantae; Streptophyta; Magnoliopsida; Poales; Poaceae
Source: the annotation of a GenBank genome assembly